This is a messenger RNA of Eupeodes corollae, 1464 nucleotides long. RefSeq names its product protein jagunal (gene jagn). Bases 186 to 779 code for a protein of 197 amino acids. Gene Ontology annotation, cellular component: endoplasmic reticulum membrane. The transcript has 3 exons. Gene Ontology annotation, biological process: endoplasmic reticulum organization; vesicle-mediated transport. NCBI's taxonomy places the organism in Eukaryota, Metazoa, Arthropoda, Insecta, Diptera, Syrphidae. The record is from RefSeq and is a predicted model, not a curated record.
CCAAAAGAAUUGUUCCCUUUUUCAACGACGGCAACCGUAGGUGAUUACCGUGGCACCUCAGAAUCAAUUUUUUAUUUUUCGUUUUUAUUUUCCAUCAAAGUGAAAUGUUAAUUCGAUAGUUUUCAUAUUUUCUAAUUCAAUUCAGUAGAAACAUUUAAACACAAAAAGUAAAACUCUUAAUCAAAAUGGCAACGCGUGGCGGACCAAUGAUCACUGGAACUGAUGGCACAGACUUUGAAUACCGACAGCGGGUCGCAGCUCCACAUCAAAUUAGCUUGCUCAACAAAUCUCGUCUGAAACACUGCAUCUUCUUUCACGCCCUGCUCUUCUUCGUCAUGCUGGCCAAGCUCAUUUCGGACAUACUGGAUCGACUAGAUAUUUUUGUUUUGGAGAUAGAAGAGCUCGAGGUGCCACCUCCACUUUGGUGGGAAUACGUUUGGUGUUUGUCGCUAUUGACGUCGUUCAUUGGUCUUUCGGCUGCACGCAGCAACAAGAUUAGAGAAAUGCAGAAGUAUGUUGUGGCAAUUGGAUUGCUGGGAGUGCUGCCAUUGCUGUAUUGCUUUCUAUAUUACUUUGGUGAUGUGUGGGCCUACAUGACGCUCGAGGAAGGAAUGGAUCCUGACGAGACCGACAUUUUUUUGUGGAGGGGAAUGCCAUAUGGACUUUUGUGGUAUGCCUUCUGUUUUGUUGGGUUCCAAAUCCACGGCUUUACGUUGUACUUUGCAUGGAAUCUCAUCCAAGCUUGGAAAGCAAGAACUGCAUCCAGAAAAUACCAAUAAAUAACCAAACGAACAUACAAAUCCAAACACACGUCACGAAUAAUAUAUCACCACCACCUGAUACGCCUGCACACAUAAUGACUGUUGGCGCAAAAAUUAUGAAUUCCUAUCCCAACCGACAAAAAUAAAAACGAAACUAUACUCUAAAGUAGAAAAGAUGUCAAUAAGUAUAUUUUCUAUUAAAUGUUUUAAAUGUUGAGAAAAAAAAAUAAAAAAAAACAAUAAAUAAUUGAUCGUUAACUAUACUAUAUAAAUGUUAUUGUAAAUAAUAUUUUUCUGAAACAAAAAUUGCUAAAAAGAAGGAGUGAUAGAAUUCAUGAAGAAAAAACAUUAAACAUUAACAGAAGAACUCGCACACAAAAUACACAUUUUAAGAUAUUUAAUUAAAAUUACAAUAAAUGUGCUAGAAGUUAAUAAAUUAUACCAUUAUCUUGAUUAUAAGAAAAUUUAUAAAUAGUUUGUUAAUAGAAAAAGAGAGGAAAAUGGUUUGAGGUUUGAAUACAAAAUAUUAGCAGCGAGAGUUGUAAUGAAAAUUCGAAGAAAGGAUACACAAUCGUUUUCCUUAUUUAACUACUUACUAUUAUUGUUUUUUUUUAAUCAUAUAAACGUGCCUACAAACUAUAAAUGUUGUAUUUGUUUUGAGAUAAUAAAUCAAAAACAAAAAAAAUGCCUGUUAAAUUUAUAA